Molecule: messenger RNA, 1233 nt
Organism: Cucumis melo (muskmelon)
Lineage: Eukaryota; Viridiplantae; Streptophyta; Magnoliopsida; Cucurbitales; Cucurbitaceae
Exons: 1
Coding region: 1-1233 (410 amino acids)
Source: RefSeq, a predicted model, not a curated record
AUGAAGUUCUCUCUGAAACUCCCUGAUAAUCAAGACCACAAAGCCCCAAUUAUAAAGGGGAAACUUCCAAUCACCAUGUUCAAUCAACCCUUUACUUCUUCUUUCACUUCCGCCAUUAAUUCCUCUUCCGACCUCUCCUUUUCCCUUUCCUCUAAUUUCCCAUCUGGCCCUUGUUUCAAGCUCACUUACUCUCCCAUGGUGGCUUCUCCUUCCGCCGCCUCCACUACUUCUCCUUUUACACUUUCUCUCAAAUCUGGGUUAGGGCUUUUUGGCUCUCCGGAGGAUUCUCCUCUUGUAUUUUCAUCUCAGUUUUCUCUUUCCCUUUCGAAACCCUUUGUUCCCACUUUCUCUCUUCUCUUCAAACCCCAAUUUGGUCAUUUCUGUUUAAAGAAGAGUACUUUUUCGGGUGUUCAUGAUCAGUUUUCUGUGAUUCAGCCUAACGAUGGGGUUCAAUUGGAUUCCGGGUCUGGUUUGAAUCCGAAAUUUGGAAGUGGGUUUGGUGUGGAUGAGUCGAUGGGAUGGCAGGAACUGAAGCUGGAGAGUAGUAGUGGGGGGCAUGGUUCUAAGGAGGAGUUUGGAGAUCAUUCUGAGGGAGGAAUUCAGAGGCAUUUGGCUGAUACGAAAAGCCUUAGAGAUAGUGUUUUCUCAGGCGUUGCUGUAAUGGCAAGGACAGCCGUUCCUGUUACUAAACAGAUGGCUGUGAAGUUUAGGUGGGGGAUGAACUUUCCGACAAAUCCGGUGACGAAAAUGCCAUUUCUGACUGUGAAUAAGAUUUCAGUGGAGAGAGUGGAUGAGGAAAAGGAAGAGAAGAAGAAGACAGGAGAGAACCAAGGGGGAGAUGUGGAAUUGUUGAAGGGUAUGUUGUGUUGGAUGAAAAAGGAUGUGGAAAGUUUGGAGAAAGAGAACAGAGAAAUGAAACAACUUUUAGAGGAGAUAAAGCUGGGAAGUAUGGCAAAUAGAGCUGCAUCAUCUUCUAGUUUGAGUUAUGGUGAGUUGGAGUCAUGGAGGAACAAGAGUGGCUGGGAAGAAAGCAAGUCCAAGAACAGUAGGAAUGGUGGACAAGAAAAUGAUUGGAGGAAAAAGAAGAGUUCUGAAGAAGUAAAUGAUGGUAAGAACAGUAGGAGAGGUGGAGAAAAGAAUGGAGGGAAGGGGCAUAGUUCCAUGAAUCGAUCAAACGAUGUUGAAUCGGAAUUGGAGAGAGCUAUCAAGGCUGCUUCCCAAGUCAAAGCAUGA